Vidua macroura (Pin-tailed whydah) is the source of this 2323-nucleotide messenger RNA. It is a transcript of the gene FARS2, whose product is annotated as phenylalanyl-tRNA synthetase 2, mitochondrial. Gene Ontology annotation, cellular component: mitochondrion; cytoplasm. Gene Ontology annotation, molecular function: phenylalanine-tRNA ligase activity; ATP binding; tRNA binding. The record is from RefSeq and is a predicted model, not a curated record. Bases 746 to 2107 code for a protein of 453 amino acids. The transcript has 9 exons. Lineage: Eukaryota; Metazoa; Chordata; Aves; Passeriformes; Viduidae. Gene Ontology annotation, biological process: phenylalanyl-tRNA aminoacylation.
AGGCCACGAAGAUAAUUCAGAGUCCGGAGCAUCUGUCUUCAUGAGGAGAGACUGCGGGUGCUGGGCCUGUUCAUUCUGGAGAGCAGAGGACUGAGAGGGAAUCUCAUUAAUGCAUAUAUCACAGGUGGAUUACAGGAGGCUAGCCUGUUCAGUGAUGCCCAGCAAAAGGACGAGGAGCAGUGGCCAUAAACUAGAAACCAAAAGUUUCACCUCAAUGUGAGAAACAACUUUACAUUAAGGAUAGCAGAAAAGUGGAACAUGCUGUGCAGGCAGCUUAUGGAGUCUCACUCUCUGGAGACAAUGAAAACCCACCUGGAUACGUUCCUGUGUCACAACCAGGAGGGUUGUACUACAUGAUCUUCAGAGGUGCCUUCCAACCCCAACAUUCUGUGAUUCUCUGAAAUCACUGUAGACAAUUGCAGUCAUUGUACCUCUAGUAUACCAGGCCCCAUUGUAUUAUAGUGAUGUUUGAAUUGUUCCUCUCUCAAUACCUGUUUUUAAGAUGAAAUCUGUUAUUUAAACCACACAUCAAGCAUCCUCCUUUGCUGAAAAUUUUGCCACUGCAGAAUAAACUUAACUUUGUAACGUGCAGCCUGAGAAGGAGCAAAGCACUGACUGAAGCUUACAGGCAAAAGAAGAAGAGCUGAAGAAAGAUUAUCUCUGCUUGCAGCUGCUGAUUGAUGAGCUUAUAUUGCUACUUCUGCAUUUACAAUUGAGAAAGGAUGUUGAUCAUAAAAAGUUUGCAAUGGCAAUGCUCUGGAAAUUCAUGAGAGUAGCUAAGUAUUCUAAAACAGCUUUAUCAUCAAAAGUAAAGGUAAGAGGAAUUCCCACCCAUUCAAGACAUUCUUCAUCCAAGUCUGUAACUUCAGAUUUUGCUGCCACGUCACCCUGCUCAAAUACUGUGGAACUGCUUGGUAAAUCUUAUCCUCAAGAUGACUACAGCAAUGUCACAGACAAGAUUCUUUCCAAGGUGGGGAAGAACUUGCACAACAGAAAACAUCACCCUUUGUGGCUAAUCAAGGAGCAGGUGAAGGAGCACUUCUACAAACAUUACCUAGGACGCCGUGGGACUCCACUCUUUUCUGUGUAUGAUGGUCUUUCUCCAGUGGUUACAGUCCAGCAGAAUUUUGAUAGUUUACUUAUCCCACAAAACCAUGCCAGCAGAAGGAAAGAGGAUAACUAUUACUUGAAUCGAGACCAUAUGCUACGAGCACAUACAUCAGCUCAUCAGUGGGACUUGAUACACUCUGGCCUAGAUGCCUUUCUGGCAGUGGGAGAUGUCUACCGCCGAGACACGAUUGAUAACACCCACUACCCUGUCUUCCAUCAGAUGGAGGGAGUGCGCCUCUUCUCCUGCCAUGAGUUGUUCUCCAGCAUUAAAGAUGGUGAAGGUUUACAGCUGUUUGAGCAAGGCCAUCGCACUGCACACAAGCAGGAGUGUCACACCAUGGAGGCCGUGAGGCUGGUGGAGUUCAACCUGAAGCAAGUGCUCACGAAGCUCAUGACUCACAUCUUUGGUGACGGACUGCAAGUCAGAUGGGUAGAUUGCUACUUCCCAUUUACUCACCCUUCCUUUGAGAUGGAGAUCAACUUCCAAGGAGAAUGGAUGGAGGUCCUGGGCUGUGGGGUCAUGGAGCAGCAGCUUGUUAACUCAGCUGGUGCUCAGGAUAAAAUUGGCUGGGCAUUUGGCUUGGGUUUGGAGAGGCUGGCCAUGAUCUUGUACGAUAUCCCUGACAUCCGACUGUUCUGGAGUGAAGAUGAACGCUUCUUGAAACAAUUUAUUGGGCCUCACAUUUGGCAAAAAAUAAAGUUCCAGCCACUCAGCCGAUAUCCGCCUUUGAUCAAUGACAUUUCCUUCUGGCUGCCCUCUGAGACAUACUCUCAGAAUGAUUUCUAUGAUUUGGUUCGAACCAUUGGUGGAGACUUGAUAGAAAAGGUUGUCCUACUGGAUGAAUUUGCCCAUCCAAAGACGAAGAAGGUCAGCCACUGCUACCGUAUCAUUUACCGGCACCCGGAGAGGACGCUAACGCAGGACGAGGUGCAUCACAUCCAUCAGGCUAUUGAGGAGUCAGCAGUUCGGGAGCUUGGGGUGGAGGGCAGGUUCUAGCAAUGUUGCUCUGGAGCCCCAAGGACAGUUACUUUUUUCCUUUCUUUUUUUUUUUUUCCCUUUUUUUUCUUUCUUUUUUUUUCUUCUUUCUUCUUUUCUUGGGGGUAGUUUUUGGUCACAAGUAGAGAGAUGGGUUUUGUGACUGAACACAGAAAGCAAUUGAUGAAUGUCCAAUGGUAAAACUGGCAGGUAAUAAACAUUACUACUGAGAAAUCA